UCCAAUUCUCAAGACACUUUCAGUUUUGGUCCAGAGUCCACAUUGAGAGGAUUGGUGCCUCUGUCGUGCGAAAAGAGGACUCGGGAGUGUUUGUGUGUGCGAUAAGAGCACUGUGGGUUUGUUUGGAUCUUGGAUGGGACAGUGUCGGUCGCCACUGGGAACAACCAAAUCACAUUGGACGUACUCGUCUAACUGGAAAACUUGAGAGUUGGAGGGGACUCUAAUCAAAAAAUUGGAGGGAAUCCCUCCUGCGGAAUUCCCGAUCAUCAAAGAAUUGUGAAGUGUAGUGCUUCAGAUGGAAGUGCUUCACCGGCAUCUCAAAGGAUACAAAGCGCCCAAGCUGCUUUGAAAUAGCCGCACGGGACAAUUUGGAAAUGUCGUCUUGGCCGAGAUCCGUUUGGGCGGCUGGGAUUGCACGUGGAACGACUCCGAGAUGAAAUUACCAGAACAAAAGCCCUCUACUGCUAGUGGGUGACUGUGUGUCCAUGCGUCUGUCUGUCUGACAGUGUGCCUGUCUGUCUAUGCGUCGGUUACAUUGGUUGGCUGGUUGGUAGAUGCCUGGCAGAGCAAGUGAGUGAGUGAGUGAGCGAGUGUUUGUGUGUGGUAGUGUGAUCCACUGUGCUCACUGACUGCCGUCCUCCAUGUCUUCUGGGUCCAUCUCGAUGAACUGGGCCCCUGUGUAAAAGUGCUCUUGAAUGGAAAUGGCCAUUGUUCAGUCAGCGUAUUAAGAAGACGCCAAAGAAGAUCCGGGGAAACGAGAAAAGAGAGAUAACUGGUCUUUUUCCCGCUUUGCUCUCGCUGUCUCUCGCUCUCUUUCUCUCUUUGUUCCAAGCAAACUUUCUCGUAUGCCUCGUACUUUUUUGGCCGGUGAAUGUUUCACAGAAAAUGACACAGAGUGUGUCGUAUCAGUGAGACCACGAGGAAUGCUAAUCGAGUCUUUCCCAUUGACGCGACCCCGUAUAGGCCAUUGAGUUGGAUGCAGGUUUGACCGCCUAUUGCCAUUCCUUCUUUUCCUCUUCUUCUUCUUCUUCUCCUGGCUCUUUCACUUGUUCCUUCUUCUUCUUCCUCCUCUUCCCUCUUCUCUUCCUCCUUCUCCUCCUUCUUCUUCUCAGUCCGAUGAUAUCGUUCCACCAUGGAUGGACAUGACCUCGUUGUGCAUCCUCGAAUGAACACGUUCCUGCCUCAAAAAGCAAAUUGAGGAAAAGUCAUGUGAUCAAAAGAACACUGCCGUCAAGUCCAAUUAAUUGUCAUUAGCAGCGCCAUUUUUCAGUCAGUCAGUUCGUCAGUGCGUGUCGUAAUCAAGAUGACUGCUGCGCCUUCGCUUUCUUCUUAGCCACGGCAGUUGUUCCAAUCGACACACUGUCUGAUAUACUUACCAUAUACUAUUUGGUAUAUUUCAUAUUGUACUAUAAAACUAGGUCGACUCGCCCGUUGUUGCCUCACGGUGUAGUAGCAUUUAACUCUGCACAAUGUUGGAGAUCUUCCGCGAACUUCGUGGCCUCUUACGAGUGUCCCACGUCCACAUCGACUCUUGGGUGUUUCGAUUGCACUAUUCCGUGACCACCACUUGCAUGUUUGCAUUCUCACUGAUCGUGUCCGCCAAGCAGUAUGUGGGUAACCCCAUCGAUUGUAUACAUUCCAAAGACAUUCCCGAGGAAGUGCUGAACACGUAUUGUUGGAUCCAUUCCACAUACACCAUUCCGAGUGCCUUCUGGAAACGCAUCGGAUUCGAUGUGGCCCAUCCAGGGGUGGACAAGACUCUCGAUCCCGAAGAGAGACGAUAUCACAAAUACUACCAGUGGGUGUGUUUCUGCCUAUUCUUCCAGGCGAUUUUGUUCUACGUUCCCCGAUGGCUGUGGAAAAAUUGGGAGGCCGGCAAGGUGUCCGCUCUACGCAUGGACCUCAACCUGGGGAUCAUCUCAGAGGUGGAGAAGAAGCUCAAGAAGAAGCUGCUCAUAGAUUACAUGUAUUCCAAUCUCAAGCACCACAACUUCUGGGCAUAUCGAUACUUUUUCUGUGAAUUCCUCUCCCUGAUCAAUGUCGGAGGGCAAAUGGUUCUGCUUGAUCGCUUUUUCGACGGCACAUUUUUCACGUACGGUAUUGAGGUGAUGUCGUUCGCGGAUCGUGACCAAGAGGAUCGGAUCGAUCCUAUGAUCUACGUGUUCCCGCGCAUGACCAAGUGCACCUUCCACAAGUUCGGAACGUCGGGCAACAUCGAGAAGCACGACGCCCUCUGUAUCUUACCGCUCAACAUUGUCAACGAGAAGAUCUACAUCUUUAUCUGGUUUUGGCUCCUUAUCAUAGGCUUCCUCACCUUCCUGGUCCUUGUCUAUCGGGCCGCCAUCAUCUUCAGUCCCUACAUUCGAGCGCUCGUGCUCCGGAUGCGCUACCGGCGUGUGAAGCGAGAAUGCAUCGACAUGGUCAUCGGCAAAUCCUACGUGGGCGACUGGUUCCUGAUCUACCUCAUGGGUCAGAACAUCGACUCCGUCAUCUUCAAGGACGUGAUCCACGAGCUGGCUAAGAAGUUGGGCUACCGUAGCCGGGACAUUGGCGAGACAUGACUUUCGAACGGGGAUGCCCACGGAGGCCGCACACGAAAUGGCUUUGCCAACGGCCAUACCGUCAAGGACUACGAUUAACACGAAUUCACCCACCCACACAUCUACGUACACGCCCCCUUGCCCAAGCACGCACGCACGCCGCCGCCGCCUUAGUUCGCAAGUCUGUUAGCUCUGCAUCCGACAUGUUUAUGUUCCCCUGAGUUCCACGAUAAGAACAAGAAAGAAGAACGAGAAGCAGCGAAAAAAAGCGAGGCGCCAAUCCCAAAGAAAAAUGCCUCGCUGCUUCGGUCUCACCAAAAAGAAAAAAAAAAAGAUUCAAACCCCUUCUUUCUGUUCAAUAGUACUAGUUCAUUCUCCGAGCCAACCAACCAGUGGGGCAGCCAGUAGCAGAUUGGACGGUUGUUGUUGUUGGAUGCUAUGGGUAUAUACGUAGAAGCGCUCUUUUUCGGAGCGCAUGUCCGUCGUUCCAUCUGAUAUUAUCGAGAACCAUUUUCCAAGAUGCCAAAGUAUUUUCUAAGCUCUUUCUUUCCUCUUCUCUUCCUUGAUCUUCCCAAACUCCCUAAAGCUUAAUUCCGAAGAGCAAAACCCCCUCUACCCAACAAGUCUGGGAACUCACUCAAAGACAACCAACCCACUCAAUAAGUAUUACUAAUAUUCAUACGAGGUGUUUCAUUUUCUGAUUUCCAAUGUCCUCCCAUAGAUUUGAUCUGGAACAGAACUGGAACAACAACAACAACAACAACAACAACAACAACAACAACAGCUGCAACAACUUGCUACAUAUCCAAAAGAGUAAGGGCAUUUUGACGAGAUCCCCACGCGCCCAUAUGAUUUCCAAUAGUAAAAUGAGCCAACCCUUCCGACUUCCGAGAACUUGUGAUACCGCGUAGGAUUAUGACUGAUUGGGCUGGCAAGUCAGACACCAAAACAGAAAACAGAAUUGGCUCCUUUUCCACUUUCCAAAGGCUACAAACGACGGCCUUUCCUUUCCUGGCUAGAAUGCUCAUGGAUGACCCAAAUUGUAAACCCUAUCAAUAAUUCGAUGAAACCAUCUCAACUGACAUUUCCCCAAACAACGCCACAACAUCAACAGCAGCAGCA
This is a messenger RNA of Tigriopus californicus, 3662 nucleotides long. Its product is annotated as innexin shaking-B-like. Lineage: Eukaryota; Metazoa; Arthropoda; Copepoda; Harpacticoida; Harpacticidae. Gene Ontology annotation, cellular component: gap junction; plasma membrane. Gene Ontology annotation, molecular function: gap junction channel activity. The transcript has 4 exons. The record is from RefSeq and is a predicted model, not a curated record. Bases 1470 to 2561 code for a protein of 363 amino acids.